Molecule: messenger RNA, 3159 nt
Organism: Bipolaris sorokiniana ND90Pr
Lineage: Eukaryota; Fungi; Ascomycota; Dothideomycetes; Pleosporales; Pleosporaceae
Exons: 2
Coding region: 1-3159 (1052 amino acids)
Biological process (GO): carbohydrate metabolic process
Molecular function (GO): hydrolase activity, hydrolyzing O-glycosyl compounds
Source: RefSeq, a predicted model, not a curated record
AUGUUUUCCUCGGCUCUCCUUGGGCUUGCCUUGGUGCAAGUCCUACCUGUCUUUGCAGAAGUUUCGCGUGGAGCAGGGAACUGUACGUGCGGGUUCUACGACAGUCAGACCAAAGAGCUUUACACCGACUCUAUCAUUGUCUACUUCAAUGAAACAUCAGGAUUACCACUCGAUUUUGUGGCCGAAGAAUUCGAGCAAAACUAUGCCAAAGACUGGAAUGCUGUCUUCCGUGAGGGUGCCUCUCCGGACAAUGUGCGACUUGACAAUGGCAAGUCUCUGCAGCUUGUAGUGCAGCCUACAACAAAAGAACAUCUCGUCCAGGGUGCCAGUCUUCGGACGAAGAGGCGUGAUAUUCAGCAUGGCUCCUUCCGGACCUUGAUGAGGCCUGCAUAUCUGGACGUCUCGGGCACAGCUACCACCAUGAUGUGGAAAUACAAUGAGACUGAGGUAACAGAGCUCAGUGUCAUGAACAAUGAUCGUCUAACCCAGCCCUGGGUUGGUACAUUUGUCAACAACGAGUUCACCACCCGCAAUCUUGGAAUGAACUUUAGUCAGCUCAUCAACGGCACUGCUGCAAACAGAAACUACACCACACUAGGUGGUGGACUUAGUAAUGGCAGCAUCAAUCCGUGGGACUUUACUGAAUACCGUAUCGACUGGACGGCAGACUACAUCAACUUCUAUAUCGGUGGCAACUUGACCCGCACUGUUGAGCACAAGAGAAACGAAGGAAUGCCGUCAGUCCCUUCUGCUUUGUUCUUUAAGCACUGGUCGACGGGUAACCGUUUUUCGAUGCGUGGACCUCCUCGGAAUGGAGAGUCAGUUGCCGACAUUGGUUGGAUCCGCAUGUUCUUCAACUCGUCAACGAUGAAUGAAGACUCUCGCGAGGACUUUGUUGCACGCUGUCCUCUGACAGAUGCCUGCUCCAUGGACGACUUUGAACUGCGUGGCUCUACCCCAUAUGCGGAAGAAGCUACGGAUCACUGGAAACAGGAUGGACACAAAGACAUUAAGCGCAUGCCGGCACUCUGGAUCUCCGUCUCCUGUCUUGCCAUCUCAACUCUUCUUCUUAUUCACACAUUCAUUCGACGUCUAGCGCCCAAGAUCACCAGAGGAAAUUCCAAGCCAGCCCCAGUAGCCCCAGCAGCGUCAGAAGUGGAAUCGCCAAAGCCUGAAACUGGUGCAGGUGCCUUUACUGAGAGUACAUUUACUAUGGAAUCUACGGAUAUGUUUUCACUUCCAGGAUCUGGCCACGAUCCUUCCUCUCCAAAACGCCGUUCUGUGGAUGACAUGACCAUUGAGAGGCUUGAUGCGAAGCCUGGCUGCUCGACACUUGGAGGAUCCACACCCAGAAUCGACUUGUCUCGUGUCAAUUCCAUCAUGUCAGACAGUCGCACCACUACGCCCUACGCAAGUAACUUCAACACUAGUAGAGAUGACGUCUCCAACUUGGCACCACCUAUUCCGGGAAUGACCUCGCUCAAGCACCACGAUUCGAUGCUCACGCUAACCGACCCACGGGCCACACUUUCACCACGCCCAGACAAGGUCCAAAUGGAGACUGUUACUGAGUCCGCUCUGCCAGCUCCGCGUAUGCGCCCGCAGCCUCCGCCAAAGCGGAACCGUAUCGAUCAUCUUGCUGGCCUCACCGCGCUCUGCUCGCUCGUCGUCACCAUUAUGCAUUUUGGUCUUACUUUUGUUCCUGCCAUGGUUCAACCAGGUGCGGAUGCACACAAUCCCUCUGAGCCGUGGGCACAAAGAAUCAUUGGCCCGUUUUUGCUCAACCAGAUGUGGCUUGGUGUCUUUUUCACUACCUCUGUUCGUUUCCUGACUGCCCCUUACCUACGUAAAGGCAAGAUGGAAGAAAUUGCCAAAGCAGCUGUGCGUCGAACACCGCGUCUGAUGAUUCCUGUUGCCUCAGUCGCGUUGCUCGAAUACUUCUUCGUUGACGUUGGUGCAACCAAAUUUCUCCAGUACAUCCCCAGUCUUACCUGGUCGACCUGGCCAUAUGUCACUCGCUACCAAAAUUUCGGCCAGUACAUUUCCGAGAUUUUGGAACUCAUCUAUCUGGUUCCGAAUGCUGUUCCGCAAAUCACACUGCAUUAUUGCACUGGUGUGCUUUGGACCAUUGCCGUGCAACUUCAGGGCUCGUGGCUUGUGCUCCUCGGCGCCGUUGUUGUUUACGAGAUCAAGACACCAUGGAAGCGCAUGUGCUACUACGCCUUCUGCCUCAUCAACCACUGGUACGCUCAAUCAUGGGGUACAUAUCUCUGGUUGGGUCUACUUCUCACCGACCUCGACGUGACCUACAAGUGGAAAUCUUACCUGGCUACACGGACGGCCGCCUACUACGCGACACUAACCUUCUUCUGGGGUUGUGUCAUUGCGGGUUUCAUGGUCAACGUCGUGCCUAUAUGGGUGGAGACGACUUUCAAUUUCAGUACCGCUGAGCGAGGUGUCCACCCUGACCUUACCACGGGCGAAGCAAUUCUCAACACUGAACGAAAUGGAUACCCAGCUUACAAUACGCCGCGUCUCAACGGUCUCCUCUUUGCUGGUGGCAUGCAAGCUGUUGUCGAACUCUCUGCAGUUGUACAGUGGAUCUUGUCCACGCCUCCUUUCCUGAUACUCUUCCCCCACGUCUUUACUAUCUACCUAAUUCACGGUCUUGUGUUCUGGUCCUACGGCUCCUGGCUCAUGGUGUUCCUCGCGGACCGUGGCUUCAGCUACGGCAUCAACGUAGUCGUUGUAGGCGUGACAUCCUACGGUGUGCUCUUCGCCUGCCUUCCCAUUGUCACGCCCGUGAUUGAAGCACUUGGAAAGGACAUGACUGCCAUGGUAUGGAUGACGGCAACGAAGAAAUCGCCUCCACGUCGGCGCACCCUGUUUCCUUACCCUGAUGACCUAUUCACCAGUCGUGUACCCAACGAAAAGGAAGAAGAGAAACAGGCCAACAGCAGCGAUGUCGAAACCGGCCUGGCUCAGCGCCAAAGUGAUGAAAGCACAAUGUACCAUGCACGCAGCACCUUCAGUGAGAAGGGCAAAGGCAAAGCACCCGCCUCGGUUGGCGUACACGAGAUGCAAGCGUUCGCCCUUGACGAAGAGCAACAACACGAUGGACGGUCAAGCAGUCCAAUGGUGAGUCGGUUUAGUGGAUAA